Molecule: messenger RNA, 2948 nt
Organism: Tinamus guttatus (white-throated tinamou)
Lineage: Eukaryota; Metazoa; Chordata; Aves; Tinamiformes; Tinamidae
Source: RefSeq, a predicted model, not a curated record
GUAACUUUAUCUUUCAGUACCAAGAUAAAGAAGAAGUUGUUUUAUGGAUGAAUACAGUAGGACCUUACCACAAUCGCCAAGAGACAUACAAAUACUUCUCUCUUCCUUUUUGUGUGGGAUCAAAAAAGAGUAUCAGCCAUUACCAUGAAACCCUAGGAGAAGCGCUUCAAGGAGUUGAAUUGGAAUUUAGUGGUCUUGACAUUAAAUUUAAAGAGGACGUGAUGCAGACCACCUACUGUGAAAUAGACUUGGACAAAGGAAGAAGGGACGCGUUCGUGUACGCUAUCAAAAAUCACUACUGGUACCAGAUGUACAUUGAUGACUUGCCGAUAUGGGGUAUUGUUGGAGAAGCAGAUGAAAAUGGGGAAGAUUAUUAUCUUUGGACUUACAAAAAACUUGAAAUUGGUUACAAUGGAAACAGAAUCGUGGAUGUGAAUCUGACCAGUGAAGGAAAGGUGAAAUUGGUACCAAAUACAAAAAUCCAGAUGUCAUAUUCGGUGAAAUGGAAAAAGUCAGAUGUGAAGUUUGAAGACCGAUUUGACAAGUACCUUGACCCAUCAUUCUUUCAACAUAGAAUUCACUGGUUUUCAAUUUUCAAUUCUUUCAUGAUGGUGAUCUUUCUGGUUGGCCUAGUGUCUAUGAUAUUAAUGAGAACUUUGCGAAAAGAUUAUGCAAGAUACAGUAAAGAGGAAGAAAUGGAUGAUAUGGACAGAGAUCUAGGUGAUGAGUACGGGUGGAAGCAGGUCCAUGGAGAUGUUUUUAGACCAUCCAGUCAUCCUUUAAUAUUUUCAUCGCUUAUUGGUUCUGGUUGUCAAAUUUUUGCUGUGUCUCUCAUAGUCAUUGUUGUUGCGAUGAUAGAGGAUUUAUACACAGAGAGAGGAUCAAUGCUUAGUACAGCUAUAUUUGUUUAUGCUGCAACAUCCCCAGUGAAUGGAUAUUUUGGAGGAAGCCUUUACGCUAGACAAGGAGGGAGGCGGUGGAUAAAGCAGAUGUUCAUUGGGGCUUUCCUUAUCCCCGCAAUGGUGUGUGGCACUGCCUUCUUCAUUAACUUCAUUGCCAUCUAUUAUCAUGCCUCAAGAGCUAUACCCUUUGGAACAAUGGUGGCAGUGUGUUGUAUUUGCUUCUUUGUUAUUCUUCCAUUGAACCUGGUUGGCACAAUUCUUGGCCGGAAUCUGUCGGGACAGCCUAAUUUUCCCUGUCGUGUUAAUGCAGUUCCUCGUCCCAUACCAGAGAAAAAGUGGUUCAUGGAACCAGCUGUUAUUGUUUGCCUAGGUGGAAUCCUCCCUUUUGGGUCAAUUUUUAUUGAAAUGUAUUUCAUUUUUACUUCCUUCUGGGCUUACAAGAUCUACUAUGUUUAUGGCUUUAUGAUGUUGGUUCUAGUUAUCCUCUGCAUCGUGACAGUUUGUGUGACUAUCGUUUGUACAUAUUUCCUGCUAAAUGCAGAGGAUUACAGGUGGCAAUGGACAAGCUUUCUGUCUGCUGCGUCAACUGCGAUAUAUGUUUACAUGUACUCCUUUUACUACUACUUUUUCAAGACAAAGAUGUAUGGCUUGUUUCAAACAUCAUUUUACUUUGGUUAUAUGGCAGUAUUUAGCACAGCUUUGGGGAUUAUGUGUGGAGCUAUUGGUUACAUGGGAACAAGUGCCUUUGUUCGUAAAAUCUACACUAAUGUGAAAAUUGACUAAGGAAAUACGAAAAUUGAACUAUGGAUCAGUUUGUGUUUUCAUGGGGAUGAACUUGCACAGCAAAAAGCGCGAGAAGAGAUUUGGGUUUUAACACUGGGCACUCUAUGGGUCUCCGUUUUGUGGAUGGCUUAAAGUAACAUCUAUUUCAUUGAUCCUAGGUUCUUACUGACUGCUUUCUCCAACUGUUCACAGCAAAUGCUUGGAUUAUAUGCAGUAGGCAUUACUACAGUACGUGGCUAAUCUUCUUCCCAAAAAAAAAGAAAAAAGAAAAAAAAAAAAACUAGCUCAUUAAAGAUGAAUAGACUAGCUCUCUUCAGUGAAGAGGACAAACGGUUUAUUUAAAGCAUUUGUUCCAUUCAAUAAAAAGAGGGAAACGUGGCUGCUAAAACUACUUGAUUAGUAGUCUUCCUGGUACUUAACAUUUCUAAAUUAUGUAAAAAUGCUGUUCCAGAAAGAUUACUUUUCUGAUUUUUACUGCCAUCGUCAGGAUAAGGAGGUAUGUUUUAUAUUUUGAAACCAGGUGCUUUUUGGUUUAUUUGCAAUAUCAACUAUACCCUACACUCAUUUGUUUAAAAAAGUAACUUAAAAUAUAUAAAAAAACCCGUAUGCAUGUAAUAUAUCAGCUAUCAUUCUAGUUGGACCAACUUCCCUUUAUUUAUCUUUAAAAUAAUCCAGUUACAUCUUAAAUCCAUCCAAAGAAAAUACAGUCUAAAAAUGGGAUGUGUUCUCUGCAAUGCAAUUUACUGUACAGUUAGAAAGCAAAUAUUAAAUGAAGAGGAUUUUGUUUUUAAUAAACAUUGAGGACUAGAUUAAAACAAAACCAACAUUUUAACUGAAUGUCUAAAGUGAUUCUCCUUUUUUCCAAGUUAGUCUUUUUUUUUUUUUUUGGUUUGGGUUUGAAUAUUUUGCUUUAGACAUUAUACAGGGGUAAUAAAUGUAUAUAACAUUAAAUAAUGUAACUUAGGUGUAGAUCCCAAAUGUAUUUGGAUGUACAGAUUUACUACAGAGUACUUUUCUGAUGAUUCGGUGUACAAAUGUGUGAAUUGGGUGGCUUUUUACAUCUUGCCUGCCAUUGCAUGAAAAGUUGGGGUUUCUUCACAAUGUGUGUAUGUCAUGCUCUUCUGUUCUAUUUCUUUUCUGAAGCUCUUACAGGAAUUAAAUUUGUAAUUUAGAACAUUUUAAUUUUGUUAAUCUCAUCUGGACACUUGUAUAACAUCAAAAGCAGUUGCUUCCGAGUGUUCAGAAAUCUAAAAUAAACUUUUC